AUGGACCCACCACAACAACUCAAGGCCGUUACCCUCACACACGUCCGUUACCAUCGCGGCGAUCACCUCGGCCAUUUCCUCGCCUGGAUCUCCCUCGUCCCCGUCUUCAUCAGCCUCGCCGGAUUCGUCUCUCAUUUCCUCUUCCGCCGUGAGCUCCAAGUUAUCUUCUUCGGCAUCGGCCUCGUGAUCUCUCAGCUCAUCAACGAAUUCAUCAAAACCACCGUCGAACAGGCUCGUCCCGAGACAUGCACUUUGCUCGAGGCGUGCGACUCGCACGGGUGGCCUUCGAGCCACUCGCAGUUCGUGUUCUUCUUCGCGACGUACUUUAGCUUGAUGGGGUGUAAAGGGAUCGGGUUCUGGUUUGGGUUGAGGAGGAGAGGGGUUUUGAAUCUGUUGCAUUGGUCGUUAGCUGUUGUGACUAUGUAUUCUAGGGUUUACUUAGGGUAUCAUACGGUGGCGCAGGUUUUCGCGGGGGCUGUGUUAGGGGUGGUUGUUGGUGGGAGUUGGUUUUGGGUUGUGAAUAGUGUGUUGUUUCCGUAUUUUUCGGUGAUUGAGGAGAGUGAGUUGGGGAGGUGGAUGUGUGUUAAGGAUACUUCUCAUAUUCCUGAUGUGUUGAAGUUUGAGUAUGACAAUGCAAGAGCUGCUAGGAAGAAUAAUAUUAAGUCAGAUUGAUUUGGUAAUUAAGUAUGAGCUUUAUUGAGAUGGAUCUGAUUUAGCAGCUUGUAGAAUAAAUAAGCAUGUGGGAAACAGCUUUAGCUUUUGAUGGUAGUGGUGCGUGUGUGAUUCUUCAUUUACUCCUAAACUAAUUUUAGAUUUUGUAAUGCAAAUUAGGUAAUGUUCUUGGUGUAUAAUGGCGUUUCUGAAAGUUUUUGUUGCUCGUGGC
Molecule: messenger RNA, 883 nt
Organism: Eruca vesicaria subsp. sativa (arugula)
Lineage: Eukaryota; Viridiplantae; Streptophyta; Magnoliopsida; Brassicales; Brassicaceae
Source: the annotation of a GenBank genome assembly